AUGUGUUUUAAUAAGUUUUCGGCAACUCUUCAAGGAUAUGUGACUGGAUUACAGGACACCUCUACAGUUCUACAGACAUGGGUACACCCCGAGUAUUUAUACCUCGAGUGGACACCAAUUGAGAACAUAUCAAGAAACUCUAGCGUGCCUAACAAUUUUCUCACUUACCAAAUUAUGGGUACUACGUCACAUUCAGUGAUCCAACUGAAAAGGGAAACAACUCACGCGAAUGUAUCUACUUCUUCCUAUCCUGGCAUGCUAUUUUUUAUCAGACUCUUUGGAAACGGCAAACAUUUAGCCACAAGAUUUGUGAGAUCUGCAUGUGGUACUACACACAGGAUGACAAACAACAUGGCAUCAUUUAUUACGUCACCGAAUUAUCCAGAAAAAUCGCGAUCAAUGACGGUAUGUAGAUGGACAUAUAAGGGUGAUGCGGAUAAAUGGUUUAAAUUAACACAGAAUGACGUAGUAUUACCGCAUGAUUCCUGUCAAACAUUUAUCAACAUAUCGGGUCAACCGCUGUUGUGUAAAACGUCAUCAACUGAAGAUGUCUUCUACGUCACAUCAAAUGUGACCACAGUGGAAUUCGUGAGCAGAUCACAAGGUGGACAUUUCAACUUCACUAUUGAAGCUAUACCGUCGCUAGAGCUGCCAACCAACAUCACAGCACGAAAUAUUGACGACGUCGUCCGUGUUUCGUGGAUAGAUGUGAACCCUAUCGUACGAAAUCUGUAUUAUAUGGUGAUAUAUAAUGUAAUACCAUCUUUGAUCGAAACCAUACAACAAAUGGCCUCCAACACUUCCCAUUACGAUAUCGACGUGAAAGGUCACAAAGGUCAAUUGUUCAACAUUUCCCUAGCUCUAAAAAUGCCUUACUGGAAAAGCAAUAGAACGUCGGCAGUUAUAAUGCGAUCAGGAUGUCACGAGGAAUUUUACCUACAAGAAAGACAAUCGAUAAUCCUGACUACCCCUAAUUUCCCUCAGGAUACAGAAAGUAAUAUCCUCUGUACCUGGGAUGGGUCAACCUCUCCGAACGCUUUUCUUAGUAUAUCAAUGAUAGAUACUGAUGUAUCAUAUGACCUUAACAUUCCACGGAAAAUAAUUUCAGUGACAUCACCUAAUGAGACAAUAACACAUCUACUAGUCCCAAAUAAGCCUCUGGUUAUGGAAGGACAUUAUGUAACGGUACAAUUACGAACGGACGGGUUAAGAUAUUCUGGAUUUAGGCUGAUGGUCAGAUCAGUUGCCCCUCCAACAUUACCACCACAGCACGUGCAAGUCCAACUGACUGGACCCAGCAUGCUACUGACCUGGAGGUCACCUUCACUUCGUGGCAGUGAUGUCAUAAAAUAUGUUAUCUUAUAUGACGUUAUGCCUGAUGUUAAAGGUCAAGAGUUGAAUGUAAAUAAAUCCACCAAUCAGUAUACACUGAGUACUCGUGCGUACAAGGGGAGAUUAUUCAGCAUUGGUAUUCAGGCUGUUACCGAAGGCGGCCGAAGUCACAUAUCCAGACCUAUAUACGUCAGAACACACUGCGGCGGAAUGAGAUCACUAAAACAUCACGAUACGAUGCUAAUUAUCUCCCCUGGAAACAAACAGGAUGAAUAUCCGCCAGAUGUCGUAUGUAAAUGGGCAAUUUCAACAAAUGAGUUACUUUGGCUUAAAGUUGACGUUGAGAAAUUUGAAUUAGAAAAUUCCCUUAGUUGUGUCUCAGACUUUUUGGAAAUCAAUGGACGUCGUUAUUGCGGAUCAAAUAUACAAAGUACUCUUUUAUACAAGACCAAUUAUAUCGAGAUGGUGUUUGUUACAAACGAACAAAUACAGGACAGUGGCUUUAUACUUACUGCCAAAGCUGUUGCACCCGCCCCGGACCCUCCAGAACAGAUCUGGACGACGUCUUCUGAAUAUGGGCUUAUUGUGAGGUGGACGAUGCCGAAUCAAAACCAUGCUUACGUCAUAGGAUAUAGAGUUAACUUCCGGUAUAAGAACUUUUCUAGGGUUGAGGGAAUACUAACAUCCGGUGAAAGCAUGCUGACAAAUGAAAACAGCUGGCAUAGCGUUGUUAUCAACAAGGAUACUUUUAUUUACGUCAUCAAUACCCUUGCUAGUCCAGGUGCAGUGAUUGAGAUUUGGAUGGAAAGUCUUGGUGAGGCUUCUAACAGUGCCUCUACUGAUGUUAUUACUUCACGUACACAUUGUGGUGGAACUAUUAAAUUUAAAAACAGAACAGAGUAUAUAUCAUCCCCCAAAUUUCCUGAUAUGGACAAUAACGACAUAUAUUGUCUGUACCACGUCAUAGGUGAAGUGGAAGUGAAUCUAACCAUUAUUGAUGUGAAAUUUCAAAAUGACGACCCCACCAAGCAUUGUUCUUAUGGAUAUUUACUUGUGGAUGGAAUGGAAUUUGGAUGUGGACAGCACACAAGCGACGUGACCACUUUUUUCUAUGGAUAUGAAUUCAUUAUCAAGUAUCAUAGUAAUGAUGGUCGUUCCAGAUUCCUGCUGGAGCUCAAACUAUCUAAACGUAUAGAGAAAGUCGUGGAUGAUUCCUUAACUAAUAAUUAUAGUUACAUUACACUACCUAAUAUAAUUCUUUUGAUACCUUCUGUAUUUUUGAGUCGUGUAUUUUUCUAG
Molecule: messenger RNA, 2631 nt
Organism: Ylistrum balloti
Lineage: Eukaryota; Metazoa; Mollusca; Bivalvia; Pectinida; Pectinidae
Exons: 8
Coding region: 1-2631 (876 amino acids)
Molecular function (GO): protein binding
Source: RefSeq, a predicted model, not a curated record